This is a messenger RNA of Bufo gargarizans (Asiatic toad), 834 nucleotides long. RefSeq lists its product as uncharacterized. The record is from RefSeq and is a predicted model, not a curated record. The coding region runs from base 1 to 834 and encodes 277 amino acids. NCBI's taxonomy places the organism in Eukaryota, Metazoa, Chordata, Amphibia, Anura, Bufonidae. The transcript is spliced from 3 exons.
AUGCCGAAGGAUAUUUGUGGAGUUCUGUUCCAUUGGGUCCUAUUUCGGUUAUUUGGACAACAACAACCAAUGUUGGAAGAAGAACCGGAGAGGAGGAGGAGGAGACACUGGAUUCAUCCCAUUGUUGCGCAGAGAAUUCAGAAGGGACAAUUUCACACACUUUAUAAUGAUCUGCGUCAAGACCCCUUCAAGUUUCACAAUUUUUGCCGUAUGUCCAUGGAGUCAUUUGAUCACCUUUUGACGUCUCUCCACCCUGACCUUAACUUCAGGGACACUAGCAUGCGGCGCAGCAUCUCUGCCGAACAAAGGCUUAUUGUCACGUUGAGAUUCCUUGCAACUGGAAAUUCGUUUGCAUCGCUGCACUUUGAAUUUUUGCUAGGGAUCUCAACUAUCUCUGGGAUUGUCUGCCAUACGUGUAAAGUCAUAUGGCAGCGACUCAGAGAUGCGGUGAUGCCCACCCCCAAGGCGGAAGAUUGGCUUCGUAUCGCCGAGGGUUUUUUCCAAUCCGCGCAGUUUCCAAACUGCAUUGGGGCACUGGACGGAAAGCACAUCCGUGUGAAGAAACCGCCUCACUCAGGGUCCCGGUUCUUCAAUUACAAACAAUAUUUUUCUGUAGUGCUGAUGGCCUUAGUUGACAGUAACUACAAGAUACAUGAUGCCUCCGCUGAUGCUGAUUUGGGUCAAAAUGUGCCAUCUUCAGUCAAUUUUGAUCUCAGUCGGACUGGAAGACCGGGAACGGCUGGGCUAGCUGUUCGGGAUUUCUAUGCCGACUUUUUCAGCAGUCCAGAGGGGGCAUUACCGUGGCAAUUGGAAGCCAUCCGUGGAAGUCGUUGA